AUUCUGGUUGCCUGGCGCCAUCUACAAAGUACAUCUUCUUCCCGUCAUCCUAGAGCAGACGGAAGACCUAAGAGGGGAGGGGGCCAACUCAGUCAAGUUCCCAGGCGGAGUCUGACGCGAAAGAGCGCGCGCGCGCUUUCCAACUGAAGUUUGAGGUUGAUCUGAAACCUGUUUGCUUUACACAAGGGUCGGGGGCCACAGUGACCUGGACACGUGGAGAGCAGUGUCUGGGAUGUCUCCAAGCAGCUAAGAAGUGGAAACCAUUGCUUUCCAGCAAGAAACAAGAGAAAAUAAUUGGUAAUUAAGCCUCUGUAGCCAUGGCUAGUUCUGAUGUGAAACCCAAAUCAAUAAGUUGUGCCAAAAAAUGGUCAGAAGAGAUAGAAAAUCUGUACAGAUUUCAGCAAGCAGGAUAUCGGGAUGAAAGUGAAUAUAAGCAAGUGAAGCAAGUGUCCAUGAGGAAGAGACAAGGGCCCAGAAAGAUGCUUUGUCGGGCAGACUGGGGAAACGAGCAGCCCCUCAGUGAGGUAGAUCGUUGGCCAGAGACAGGAUAUGUGAAGAAACUUCAGAGAAGGGACAAUACCUUUUAUUACUACAACAAACAGAGGGAGUGUGACGACAAGGAAGUCCACAAAGUGAAAAUCUAUGUUUACUAGGCUUUUCUUUAUAUUACUGGCUGUUAUAUUUGAGGAAUUCGUUCUUUCCAUCUGUAUCAUGUAAUGUUUGUCACUUCACAAAAUGAUUCAGAACUCAACCUUCAAUGUAAUUUUUUGAAAUCAGAAACCAUGA
Molecule: messenger RNA, 786 nt
Organism: Fukomys damarensis (Damara mole-rat)
Lineage: Eukaryota; Metazoa; Chordata; Mammalia; Rodentia; Bathyergidae
Gene: Meig1
Product: meiosis/spermiogenesis associated 1
Exons: 5
Coding region: 318-653 (111 amino acids)
Cellular component (GO): nucleus
Source: RefSeq, a predicted model, not a curated record